This is a messenger RNA of Rotaria socialis, 789 nucleotides long. The record is from the annotation of a GenBank genome assembly. NCBI's taxonomy places the organism in Eukaryota, Metazoa, Rotifera, Eurotatoria, Philodinida, Philodinidae.
AUGGCGAAAAGUAAUGUAAACGUUACUGCUGCACAAGGUUUUGAACAAGCUGCUACCGUCUAUGAACAAGCUCGUCCGUCAUAUCCAAAUGAAGCAAUUGAUUUGAUUAAAUCGCUAUACAACAAACCAAAUACAAUUAUUGAUCUUGGCGCUGGUACAGGAAAGUUAACACGUUUAUUAGGACCAAUCAAUGCUCAAGAAAUCAUCGCCAUUGAACCAGUAUCCAAAAUGCGUGAAAAUCUGAAAAACAUUCCUCUCAUUACUAAAAUCAUUGACGGAGCAGCUGACCAAAUUCCAUUUGAAGAUAACACAAUCGAUAUGGUUCUAUGCGGACAAUCUUUUCAUUGGUUUGCGAAUCAUAAUGUUCUCACUGAAUUAAAUCGAGUAUUAAAAUCAAACGGUUUACUUGUAUUACUUUGGAAUAUACACGAUAAUCGAGAUAAUGAAUGGGUUGAAAAAAUAUCGAAAUAUAUGGAUUCAUUUCAAUCAAAUGAAACACCACGUUAUAAAACAAUGGAAUGGAAAAAAGUUUUCGAUGAUCAAAAAUUAUUUUCUUCAUUAGAACAUAAACAAUUUCCUUGCAAACAUCGAGUCACACGUCAUUUGUUAGUAGAUCGAAUUUUAUCAACAAGUUUUAUUGCAAUAUUACCUUCAGAAGAAAAACUAAAAUUAAUAGCCGAAGUUACAAAUAUGUUAGAGAAUGUUGAAGCAAUUCGUGACAGAGAAGAAUUCGAUAUAAAUUAUCUUACUGAUGUUUACUGGUGUUCACCAUUAAAAUCAUCAUCCUAA